Colletes gigas is the source of this 2177-nucleotide messenger RNA. RefSeq names its product CTTNBP2 N-terminal-like protein (gene Naus). The record is from RefSeq and is a predicted model, not a curated record. The transcript is spliced from 8 exons. NCBI's taxonomy places the organism in Eukaryota, Metazoa, Arthropoda, Insecta, Hymenoptera, Colletidae. Bases 291 to 2177 code for a protein of 628 amino acids.
UGUAGUUGAUUUGUCAAUAACCGAGGAUAAAGUUAAAUGCCGGAUUAACUGAUUCGGCAUAAUUUAAGUAAGUUAGAAAAGGAAAAUAGGUGUUUAGGAGCGAUGUGGCGCGUCCCGAAAGCUGGCUCUCGAGGCCGGAGCUUUUCUUGUUCAAAUGAAAGUAUUAAUACCGAAGGUUGAAACAUUUAACCGCGGAAUACUCUCUUCAAGUACUAUUUAAGUACUUUUCCUUGAAAUUGCACGUCUUCUUCGGGGAUAGAUCCUCCCCGAUAAUUCGUUUAUCUAAAAAAAUGGCAUCACAAAGUCAAAAUGCUACAAACGUAAGUACAACUGUUUCACCGGCGAACGGAUCAUCCGGAUCAUCGACGACCAUCUCGGUCUGUACUACAAAGAUGCAGUCAUUCGUUUCGACACCAUCCUCGCAACCUUAUCAACAACAACAUUCGUCGCCAUCAUCGUCACCGUCGCCGUCGCCGAUGCAACAACAACAGCAGCAACAUCAACUGACUCUGCAACAACCAAACAAUGUAGAGGCACUUGACAAGAAUUCCUCCAAUACGUUAAAACGUAAUCCAAAAAUGGAAUUGAGUAAAAGUGAUUUAUUAAAACUAUUAGGACAUCUAGAAGGAGAGUUGCAGGCCAGGGAUAUUGUAAUAGCAGUAUUAAAGUCGGAAAAAUUAAAACACCUAUUGAGUUCUCGAUAUCUGAGUGGAACUUCAGAUCCACAUGCUGCACUUGCUCGUGAUGUAGCAUUAGUGGGUGGUGUAAUGAGACACGAACCACGUCAAAUAGAUCAACAAGUAGCUAGUUUAGAAGCACUUGUGACACAACAAAGACGUAUGCAGUCUAGAAUGACCAAAGUUCUUAAAGAAGCUGAACUUAGGCACAGAGCAGUAAUCAAGGAAUUAGAGGAAGAAAAACGAAAACACGAGCAUGAUACUGCUCAAGGCGAUGAUAUUACGUAUGGACUGGAAAAAGAGCGAACACGAUUGAAGAAAGAAUUAGAGUUAGAGAAGCAAGAAAAAAAAAGACUGGAACUAGAGAUAAAAAAGGCGAAUGACACUUUAGAGGAAGAAAAAACUCGACAGAAGCAAGUAGUACUUCUUUUGUUGGCUGAACGUAAGAAAAUAAUUAUGAAAUACAUAGAAGAAAGAAAGAGAUCGGAAGAUUUGGCGCAGAUACUAAGCGAAGAAAAAGUACGAAUAGAUUCCAUGGCCGAGGGACUCGAAGAAGAAAGCAAGAAGUCAUUGCAAAUGGAAGCAGAAUUAGAGAAACAACUUGCGCAAUUUGACAUGGAAAGGCAGCAAUAUAGGCAAGCUUUAGCAAAGGAAGAAAAAAGGGUUAAGGAUCUUGAACUAGAAUUAGAUAAACUUAGAAAUGAAAUGGAUGUAUUAAAAGAGUCUCAAACUCGAGGCUCUCCAAGAGGAGUGGGUACGACUCCACCACCUCCUCCAGUCAAACCAGCAAACUUAGUUGCUAUGCCUACAGUUAGGCCUGCUAGUGCUCCACAGACAAUUAAAGGUACAGUACUGGGCACUGGGACACCAAUGGUUAGUAGCAAAGUUGUUCAACCCACUGCCACGGUAUCUAGUGUUCCUGUCAGCGGUCCAACUACUGGUAUUGCUAGAUCAGUAACUCCUGGGCAGGCACUACGCGGGGUUACAUACGCGUCGAAUAUAACAUCUACUAGCGGGGAGACUGUGACUUCUGAAACCCAGGCUGUAGACAAACGUGUGGUUGUACCUGCUCCUGUUAAUCCCGGAGGCGCGGUAAAACAUAUACCGCCGACACAAACUACCGGAAAACUUGGUUUUCACGUUGGCUCCGGUUCGGUGGUUCAAGCAUCUGGUAUGCUGCACUCGAAAAAACCACCGAUAUCUCGCGGCGUUCCUCCUCCAGUACCGCCGAAUAAACCGGUAGUACCACCUAAAAAGGAGGCUGCUUAUCUUAGGAGGACCGAUUCGUCGCAAUCGACACAGGACGCCGUAAAACUUGGUAAACAAACCGCGGUGCAUCCUGCUAGCGGAUCCACCGCACCGCAAGUGCAACAGGCAAUAGCGGCCUUUACUCAAGCCUCCGAUGAAGAGAAUCAUCGCAACAAAAAGCGACAGAUAUCCGAGCAGAAAACUAUGAUAGAAAAGCGUUGCGAGUCCACGACGAAACGAGCGCGAAAUUAA